Molecule: messenger RNA, 691 nt
Organism: Mesorhabditis spiculigera
Lineage: Eukaryota; Metazoa; Nematoda; Chromadorea; Rhabditida; Rhabditidae
Source: the annotation of a GenBank genome assembly
AUGGACUCGAACUAUAACUUGGACCUCGACGACGAGCUCUUUAUUCGGAACAGACCCGAUGUGGUCACCCUCCCACGCCUGGGGAACAAGACGUGCCGGCCUACACUACAAGAAGGCCAAUUCCCGGCAGCUAUUCCCCCAAAGACUGAAUUUCAACGAAUGUCGCUCAACGACAGCACCGAUGACGGGGAUGAUGUACUCGCCGCAGCCAAACGAACAUUCCAAGCUUCACUAGACUACUUCAAGCAAACAUCAAUUAAAUCUAUCGCCAACAUUAAGUUACCGCAGCUAUCCAAAGUUCAUGGAGCCGGGGGACCACACCCCGCCCUGAAUCCUGAAGCCAUGCCAGCCGACGAGCCCACACCGAACCCCGAAGCUACGCCAGCAGCGGUGUCCGCAAUGAACCCCGGAGCUACGCGCAGCGGCGGUACCCGCACUGAAUCCCGGAGCUACGACCGUAGCGGUGUCCGCACUUCGAAACCCGGAGCCUCACCCAACACCAAGCCGCGCAAGCCGACCUGCUGCCGUCUGGAUCACCUUAUUCCCGACGCGCGAGGCGAUAUCCAACCCCCCAGUACCGCGAACCGGACUUGGUGCCGGCUUUGCGGACGACCCGGGCAUCUCAGCGAGAGGGGUGCAAAUUUGGCCGCACCCGAAGACAUUCAACAACUACUGGCUCUUCAGAAGAGAU